Molecule: messenger RNA, 343 nt
Organism: Linum tenue
Lineage: Eukaryota; Viridiplantae; Streptophyta; Magnoliopsida; Malpighiales; Linaceae
Source: the annotation of a GenBank genome assembly
CUCCGAGUUAUUCAAGCAGAACAGGAUUAGUAAGCCUAAUGGCUCACUCCAAAUCUGAACAGACAAGACGGGUUCGCAAGUUCGACUACUUGCUCAUAAUCCGCACAAUAAAUCAACAAAAUGUCUUUCCAUAUCUCAUUCACAAUUCAUGCAUUUCCAACUUCAUACCAAAUGCAGAUAAUGAAUAAACACAAACAAGCCAUAUCACAUAGCCAUAUCAUUUCCCAUAAAUUCCCAUAUUAUACCGGAGCCUCUUCAUGACCCCGAUAUGUAUUCGGGCCGCUUCAUGACCCGAAUACUGUGAUUAUGUUGAGGUAGAUCUAAGAUUAGAAUCUACUCACAG